Messenger RNA from Lactuca virosa, 441 nucleotides. The record is from the annotation of a GenBank genome assembly. Lineage: Eukaryota; Viridiplantae; Streptophyta; Magnoliopsida; Asterales; Asteraceae.
AUGGGAUUUAGUGAUCUAUUGAAAAUGAAAAUGACUGAAGUGCCAGGGGCAUUAAGCCGUUAUGUUAUAGAUAAAUUUGAUCCGACAAAAAUGAAAAUUGUUCUCCGAGAGGGGGUUGAGAUCGAUGUGACAAGAGAAUCAGUGAAUCAAAUGCUAGGAUUUCCUUUGGGAAAAAAACAGUUUUCAAAACUUCCAUUUCGAAAAGAAAAUGAUAAAUGUUAUGAUGAAUGGACUGAACAAUUUGAAAACAAAAAAAUGAUCAGAUUGCAUGAGAUUAAAAUGAAUAUUCUCGCCUCGGACAAUGCGGAUAUGAACUUCCAGAUGAACUUCAUUGCUUUGUUGAUCAACUCUCUUAUAGAAUCAAGCUCAUGCGGAAAAGCAAACACAUAUCCCUUAAACUACAUCAUGAAGAAUACAAACAUAAGCAACAUUGACUGGUGA